GUCAAAAUGACAAUAGAAAUGGCAACAAAACACUGUCUCUCGUGAAAUUAAUUAUCGUCGUAAAUUCAACAACGAAUUCGGAUUAUUUAUCCUAAAUAUUAAUCGUCAGUUAAUACUUCAUUUUUUGCAGCUAUAAAAACAGUUUUCCCACCCCGGUCUCUCUCGCGAUGCAUCAAAAUGUCGCCUCGAAAGCAACCCAAUAGCUUGUUCAAAAUAUGCAUAAAAAAUUGUAUUGGUUUAAUAAAUUCUGCGUGUUACGUUAUUGAAAAGAGUUAUCCGGAGAAUAAGUUUCACGAGUGCGAGACAGAGGUGUUUUCUUUAAAAUGCUACUUGAUGUCUAUGCUGCCUGCCAGGUUAUUCGAUGUCCUCUGUUCAGAAAGAACAUGUUGCCAGUACCGCGGCGACCCUCGUGUCCAGCUUCAGGUCUUAACACAUCCAAAUAUGUCAGUCUUCCGCAAAUGCGACCUCGAUAACGGCAUCCCUCAGCGAUUCUGGAUAGAAACACUCCCAAACUUCAACCGAUUGGUAGUUCUCGAUUUAAAAUUCAUAUGCACAGAUGAAAUACUCCAAAUAAUAGGUAUCAGCUGUCCCCUUCUUGAAGAGCUCAACAUUGUCUCCAGGGUCGAUAUCUGCAAGUCCCUGUUCAAUGCUUCGGUCUUGAUUAGGAAUGUUUCAGACACAGGUUUGUGUUCCAUUGCCAAUUUAAAACAUUUACGCAUAUUGGCGAUGGACCCUCCAAGGAAUGAACGCGCAAAUCGAGUUGGUCGUUGUGUGUCCCAAGCCGGGAUCAUCAUGCUGAUCGGCGAGCUUCCAUACUUAGAGGAGUUGAGGAUAGAAUCCUGCGACAUCGGCUCCACAUUAAUAGGGACAGUAAUGGACAUCGGGCCGCUGAGUCUCCGGAAAAUCAACUGUCACUUCGCGUCGGCGGAGGGCAUCAAGAAGCUAAUCAAAAUCUGUCCCUUUCUCAGAGAACUGUCGAUCACUCACCUAUAUGAGCACAACAAAGACGAGAUUCUGGAGCAGCUAGCGUCGAGCGAUUUAAGGUUGAAUAGAUUGGAUUUGUCAUUCUUUUCUUACUCGGAUUCAAUGCCCCAGCUUUUAGCCGUAAAAGGCUGCUACUUAACUCAUUUUUCCCUUUGGGAAAUUGACCAGUCACUGACUUUUGAUGCGAUUUUAUCCUUAGGUAAGUGUUGUCCAAACCUGACGUCUUUGUGUUUCAUGACCCAGUCACACUGUUUAGUAAUACCUCGAUACUUCAAACGGCCGCAGAAAGUAUUCUCAGAGUUAACAUGUUUGACGAUAGGCAACGAAAAUUUUAGUCUAGAAAAUAUCCUGGCUUUCUUCCUCGAUUGCACACAGAAUCUGCAAAAACUAGUUUUAAAGUACCAAACCAAAAUUAAUGUUGAUGGAAUGUUAUUGAGAUUGUUGCAAAGAGGUAGUUUAAGAAAUUUGAACAACUUGUGGUUGGAUUGUACGCUAGAAAUAUCUAAAGAUGUAGUUAAACAAUUGAUUCAGUUGUGCGAGAAGUUACAAAUGUUUACGCUUGAUUUCACAGAAGAUAUGAGUGACGUACACAAAUAUAUUAGUGAUAAUAACCUCGAUUUAAAAUUGGGUAGUUAUUAGUUGUAAUACUCUGUAUUUAUUGUAGCAAUAUUAUAGCAAUAAACAACUAUUUUUA
Molecule: messenger RNA, 1678 nt
Organism: Pectinophora gossypiella (pink bollworm)
Lineage: Eukaryota; Metazoa; Arthropoda; Insecta; Lepidoptera; Gelechiidae
Exons: 2
Coding region: 178-1623 (481 amino acids)
Biological process (GO): SCF-dependent proteasomal ubiquitin-dependent protein catabolic process
Cellular component (GO): SCF ubiquitin ligase complex
Source: RefSeq, a predicted model, not a curated record